CUGCGUCUCUGUCCUCUUCCGCACCUCGUCUCAGCGCUAUGUCCUCGGACACCCCGCUUCUCGCGGGACCCUGAACCAUUCCUUGCACUUAAGGAGACCCAAAGGGAGCACGGAGGGUCGUGAUAUUUAAUAUCUAGUUCUCCUGUUUUGAUUUAUUUACUUCUUUUUUUUUAUUUUAUUUUUUUUUAUAGCGGAUUCAUCCCUGCGGCACUUAUGACAAGACGGUGCGCGGAGCUCGCGGCGAACUGACAGCGCGCGCCGACUCAUGCUUUCCUAUUGCAAGCCGCUAUAAUAUAAAGGCGCACUGCGACGCAGACUUCACCCCCCUCCCUCUCCCCUCUCCCUGGCGGCUCUUUACUUGCGGACUUACUCAUAAGCCUCCUUGCAUGGAUGUAGGCUACCAUGGCUACGUUUGUGUGCAGGGUGCAGUUUCUAGACGACACCGAUCCGUUCAACAGCACCAAUUUCCCGGAGCCUACUCGACCACCGCUCUUCACCUUCAGAGAGGACAUACCGCUCAUCAACCAGCUCGCCGGAGUGCACAGACUCCUCAAAGCGCCGCAAAAGCUCGAUGACUGUGCUCUGCAGCUAUCUCAUAAUGGAAGCUACCUGGAUCUGGAUUCUACUCUGGCAGAGCAGAAAGAUGAGCUGGAGGGCUUCCAGGAGGACGGAGGGCGAGGCAAAAAGCACAGUAUAAUCCUACGAACACAACUCUCAGUAAGGGUCCAUGCCUGCAUCGAGAAACUCUACAACUCAACAGGAAGGGAGCUAAGAAGAGCCCUGUUCUCUCUCAAGCAGAUUUUUCAGGAUGAUAAGGACCUGGUGCAUGAGUUUGUGGUUGCUGAGGGACUCAUCUGUCUCAUUAAAGUGGGGGCAGAGGCUGACCAGAACUACCAGAACUACAUCCUCAGAGCUCUUGGGCAGAUCAUGCUCUAUGUGGAUGGGAUGAAUGGCCUGAUUGGACACAAUGAAACAGUUCAGUGGCUCUACACACUGGUCGGAUCAAAGUUCCGUCUGGUGGUUAAGACUGCUCUGAAGCUCCUGCUAGUGUUUGUGGAAUACACAGAAGCCAAUGCUGCACUACUCAUCCAAGCUGUCAACGCUGUGGACACUAAACAAGGUUGUAAGCCAUGGUCUAAUGCCAUGGAAAUCUUGGAUGAGAAAGAUGGUGUGGACACUGAGUUGCUGGUCUAUGCCAUGACCCUCAUCAAUAAGACACUUGCAGGCCUUCCAGACCAGGACUCAUUCUAUGAUGUGGUGGACUUUCUGGAGGAGCAGGGCAUCGAAGCCAUUGUCCAGAGGCACCUCAGCAGAAAGGGCACUGACCUAGACCUGCUGGAACAAUUCAACAUAUAUGAGAUGACUCUUCGUCAUGAGGAUGGUGACGAUGAGUCGUCGCCUCCUCCGGUUGGCCGAAAGGACCGCCGUCGUGCAAGUGUAGGAGGCACACUCGAAAGACGGGGCCUAGAACGCAGACGCAGCCGGAGACAUUCUCUGCAGAAUGGGAAAGGACACGCAUCUGCACCCGCCUCCCCUUGUCACAGCCACAACCCCAAUUUCCUACCUUUUAAUGGCCAACGGAUUGAGGAUGUCACUGAGAGAGAGGAGGUGGAGGAGGAGGAGGUAGAUGAGGAACCACAGAAAGCAGAACUCUCUGUUCAGGGAUCUGCCAGCUGGAUGGCGCCAACUGUAGCGAAAGAGGAGGCUUCUAGCUUGUGUUUGCCCUUUAAAUGCAUGGUCAACCUCAUCCCCAGCACUGCUGAUUCAGAGGCACGGCAGAGUGCCAGGGGCUGUUCUGGGACCAAGGUCAUCCUUAAACCGCCAGUGUCCUCACCUCCUGUAACUCCAGAUUGUGGCCCCUGUGGUCUGUCUUCUUGGGCAUCCGUCAGGUCUCUGGGGGCUGUGCCCUCCCGGGGUUCAUCCGUCACCUCCUCUGCCUCCACAUCACCCAGUGAGGAACAUCAAAUUCCCCUUCCUCUCCCCUCGUCCCCCCUUCUCUCCACUUGCCCGUCAGACUCGGAGGAGGUGCCUUUGGGGACCCCGCAAGGCCAGAGGGGCCGAGACGCAGAAAAGCGCUCCAGUCUUUCGGAUAUUAGAUACUUACACACACCCUGUUCAACAUUUGCUUCCAGAGCCACUUCUAGUGUUGGCAGACAAAAUGGCUAUGCUGGCACAUAUCCUGGCAGGUCAUUAAGUGCAUCCAGUGCCCCUUCUACCCCCUUCAACCGCUUCGUCUCUACAGGAGGGUCACCUACCGACAGCAAACCUGACAGGCUGGCUCUGGGAGGUUUACUGGCCUCAUCAUACAGGCAGCACCAGGAGUCUCUGUCUGCAGAGCGGGAGCGGAGGCGCCUUGAGAGAGAAGAGAGGUUGCACAGGAUCGAACGGGAGGAGAGAACUCGUUUCAGUCGUGACUAUGUGCAGAGGAGAGAAGAGGCCAUACAUGCUCGUGAAGAGAGGUAUAAACAAGUGGAGCGUCUGGCAGCGGAGGAGUACGAGAGGGAGCAUGUGGCAUCCUCGCCAAGAGGUCGCACAGAAAUCACACUCAAUCUGAGUCCACGCACCUCCUGCAAUGCACGCUGUCCAAUCCCAUCCUCCACUGAGUCUCAGGAGAAUAAACGUCCUCAUACCCACACUGCACAAGAAGCUGAGCCAGACCCAAGCCAUGUGGAGUCCCCCUCCAUGUCUGGCCGACAGUGGUCCUCAGAGACAGAGGACGAGCAGAGGCCUGUGGAUGAGAAGGACAUAACGGUGUCUGUGCUACAUACAGAGCCAGUCAACUCGGACGAAACAGGGGAAUGGACUUUAAGAAAAGAUGAGCAUGAAAGAGAAGUACAGGAGGUCGAGAAAGGUGAAGAUGUGAAAGUGAAGGCGAAAGAGAGCGAAAAGUUGUGCACAGAGGCAGUGAUGGCAAAUGAGGCAGGGACUGAAUUAGAGACAGAAGUGGAAGAGGAGUGUGAGAAAGAGCAGAUAGGGGAAAGAGACACGGAGGAUAGCACAGCCCUCAGCGAGAAAGAGAGGCAGAAUGAGGAACUGAAUGAGAAGGACAACUGUUCGGCUUCCAGCAUCUCGUCAGCCAGCAGUACUCUGGAGAGAGAAGAGCGAGAAGAGAAGCUCGUGUGCGAUAAUGACUCAGGCCAGUGGGCAGAAUGCAUUAAGGCAGCAGAUAUUAGCGAACAAUGUGGCAAAGUCCUCAAUAACAAGCGCUUCAUGCUGGACAUGCUUUACGCACAAAAUAAGAAGCCUGAUGAGGAGGAGGAGAACGAGAAAGAGAAAGAAGGCCCAGGAGGCCAGGACUCAUCAGUAAACAGCCUCGCCACUCGCAUCUCAACUCUGGAGGCCCGGCAGCAGGCAUGUGAGGACAAUGUGAAGAAAAUGGAAGUGCAGCACCUGGACAACCAAGGCAAUGUGCGAAUAGUGGCCGAAAAAUUCGGUGACUUGGUGAAGGGGCUGGUCUCACCUCACGAGGCUGAGCAUGCUGGGAAGGAGAAGGCACCUUCACCCACACCACCUAAAAAGGAGUCGGAUCACAUCUGGGACCAGCUGAUGGCCACACCUCGAGAACUCCGCAUCAAAGAGAUGGACUUUACUGACCUUUUGGAGGACGAUGAUAUAGACAUUUUGGAUGUUGGAAACAUAAAGUCAGGUGACCACAUGACGCCUCCUCCACCACCCCCAUGUAUACCAAACCUCCCGCCCCCACCUCCCCUUUUCGGUUGCCCACCCCCUCCCCCUGUGCCAUGUGGGAUGUUACCUCCUCCACCACCUUCCAUGGCGUCAAUGGCUCCCUCGCAUAUCGGUUCUCCUCAGCAUAGUCAAGGAGAGCCACCACUCUUUCAGAAGAAGAAGAAGACCAUCAGACUCUUCUGGAACGAAGUGAGACCUACAGACUGGCAAUACAGCAGUGACAAGCGCUGCAAGGAAUCACUGUGGUCCAAAUUGGACCCAGUAAAGUUGGACACAGCCAAGUUGGAACUCCUCUUUGAGACCAAGUCCAAAGAACUUCCUGUUACAAAGAAAACAGCAGCGGAUGGGAAACGGCAGGAGAUUAUUGUUCUUGACUCCAAAAGAAGCAACGCCAUCAAUAUCGGCCUCACAGUUCUUCCACCACCCCGCACCAUCAAAACAGCCAUCCUCAACUUUGACGAGUAUGCUCUGAAUAAAGAGGGUAUUGAGAAAAUCUUGACUAUGAUUCCCACAGAAGAGGAGAAGCAGAAGAUUCAGGAAGCACAGCUGGCAAACCCAGACAUCCCUCUGGGCAGUGCUGAACAGUUCCUUCUCACACUCUCCUCCAUCAGUGAGCUCUCUGCUCGCCUGCACCUCUGGGCUUUCAAGAUGGACUAUGAUGUGUUAGAGAAGGAAGUAGCAGAGCCCUUACAGGACCUGAAGGAGGGCAUGAGUCAGCUGGAGAAGAACAAGACACUGUGCUUUAUUCUGUCCACACUACUCGCUAUCGGCAAUUUCCUUAAUGGAACAAAUGCGAAGGGCUUCGAGCUGAGUUACCUGGAGAAGGUUCCAGAAGUGAAAGACACUGUGCAUAAGCAGUCUCUGCUUCACCACGUCUGCUCCAUCGUAGUGGACAAGUUUCCAGAAAGUUCCGACCUGUACUCAGAGAUCGGUGCAAUUACACGCUCUGCUAAGGUGGACUUUGACCAGCUGCAGGACAAUCUGGCCCAGAUGGAGCGGCGCUGCAAAGCUUCCUGGGACCACCUGAAGGUCAUUGCCAAGCAUGAGAUGAAGCCGGCACUAAAGCAGCGCAUGUCUGACUUCCUGAAGGACUGCGCUGAGAGGAUCAUCAUUCUCACCAUCGUCCAUAGGCGCAUCAUCAACAGGUUCCAUGCCUUUCUGCUGUUCCUGGGCCACCCAGCAUACGCAGUGAAGGAGGUCAGCAUUCACCGCUUCUGUAAGAUCCUUAGCGAGUUUGCGCUGGAGUAUCGCACCACCAGGGAGAGAGUGCUGCAGCAGAAACAGAAGAGAGCUAACCACAGGGAGAGGAACAAGACCCGGGGCAAAAUGAUCACUGACAGUGAGGAUGAAGAAGAUAGUGAGAGCGGUAAGUUUGCAGGCGCUUCAGCAGAUGGUCAGGACGCGCCAUUGCAGGGACUUGACUGCGCUGAGGACGUAGCAGAACACGAGCAGAUGACCGCAGUGCUGCGAAACAGUAUGCAGCUCGGAGACACCACCCCUUCAGUCCUGCCCGGCCUGCGCACCCGCACCAGAGCCAGCCGAGGCCGCAUGGGACUGUGGUCUUCUGCUAGUGAAGACGCGUCUAAUUGCAUGGAAGACACAGCAGAUGAGAUCAUGGAGCGCAUAGUAAAGUCGGCAACUCAGGGCCCCAGCCAGCGCAGUCAACCUCGCGAGCGGAGACGCUCAAGAGCUAACCGCAAGUCAUUAAGAAGAACACUGAAGAAUGGGCUCACGCCAGAGGAGGCACAGGCUCUGGGAUUGGCCAGUGGCUCUGAGAUGCAAGUGUGACUAGAAUAGAUUCUAGCAGCUCAGGGUCUCAACACUCAACACACACCAAAUCUGGAAAAACCUGAUCCUGGACACUGCAACCUAAGCAUGCUGAUUGAAAGACUGAUAUUUCUUAACAGCUAUCACUUUUACUGCAUUUUUUUUUUUUUUUUUUUAAGACAAGCACAGUAUCAGCUGCCGUUGAAACUUCUAGUACCUAAACCUCUAAUACACACACACACACUCUCGUAGCCCUGUUAGUGAAGAACGAGCUCUCUACAGAGACACGCGUACUAGUCUUUCUUACCACUGUGGCCUUGAGAGUGAACCCAAAGAUCAGUGCUGUCAACAAGGCCGAUCUCUUGCACCCUGGUUAUCAAUUAUAAGCUGUUUAGUGAAAUCUUGCCUGCUUUGGGUAGUAGCACAUUCAGCAUUCAUGUCCAAUGGAAACUGCAGAGCACAGAUUUAUACAAAUCACUGACGUAGAUAUCAAGGCGUGAUUCUCUCUGCACUGCUGUGGUAUUAGUGAGGAGGUUUUUUGUGCACGUUUUUUUUUUCCUUUUUCAUUUGAUACAGAUUUUAAAUUGAGCCUGAGAUUAAAACAUGAUCAGUAAUAUGCAACAACAUUUUUGAGAUACACAAUGCUGACCUGCAGCACCUUCUGCCAUUUGUACUGUAAUCCAUCUGCUAAAUGCAUUCAACAAGAAUAGGCAUAUAUCUGUUUCCAGACACAAAUCAACACUAGUCUUAGCCCAAGAAGAACUUCAAUGCUGCCUUGAUGUUAACUGUUAUAAACUCGAUUUUAAUUUGGUAUUGUGCGAUACAUGACAAUUAUACUUGUGGCAUUCGGUCAUGACGUAGUGUCUUUGGAAACAGACAGAGGGACGUGGUCUUUUUAGCACAGCAGCACUCUGGUUUUAGACAUUUUUAUGAGGAACACUUCAGUGUGAUUUGGUUACACAGUUAAUAAUAAUAAUAAUAAUAAUCACGAAAUGUCAAUUCUCUAGUGUGAAACCCAUAACAUUAUUCUGACAAUCCACACAGCUGUACUACACGACCCAGUAGUACCUCCCAGCACCUUACUACGUGUAUCAUGUCAUUUUAAAGCAAUGUCAAGUAUUAACAAGAAGUAUUUGUUUUUGUCUGAUGUCUUCUUCAGAUAAUAGAGUACUGUAAAAAAAAAAACUACAAAAAAAAAAAAAAUGAACUAGAAAUCUAAUGUAGAAACUAAAUGUUCCCUAAGAAGACAAAUGCUGUACAAUUGUGUAAAUCUCUUGUUUUUAUUUUUGCAUCUGUUGCAUUUGUAUAGAAUAGUGUAUUAUAGGUCAGAAGCAGUGUUAUUCUGUGAUGAUUAUAAUUUAAGAAAAAUAAGCAAGCCAUGCAUUGUUUAAAACUAAGAAAGCGGGCGAGUUGAGUCAAAGGGAGUUUCUGUCAUGUCAGUUUGAUGCUCAGCGAUGUUUGCUUUUGUCAUGUGUAAAAAAAAAUGUUUGUUUGUUUUUUCUCUUCCUUUUUUUGCACAAACUUGAAACAUGUUUGGUCCUUGUAACCCACCCACCUUCCACACCUGCUCAAAAGCCUUUCGAGAUCAUUGCACUUAAAUACAUAGAAUUGAGUCAUGUCCAACAUUUUGCUGCAAGUGCCAUAAAUAGUGGGUAUUGAAUAAGAGUACCAAGAAUGUGAAUUUAUCUUGUUAAUACUCACAGCGAAAAAAAGUAUAUACUGUAUACAAAUCUUGCAAUUAAAAAAAAGCUUUUAUGAAGCAUCCUGAGAAA
Ictalurus punctatus (channel catfish) is the source of this 7226-nucleotide messenger RNA. It is a transcript of the gene fhod3b, whose product is annotated as formin homology 2 domain containing 3b. NCBI's taxonomy places the organism in Eukaryota, Metazoa, Chordata, Actinopteri, Siluriformes, Ictaluridae. The record is from RefSeq and is a predicted model, not a curated record. Gene Ontology annotation, cellular component: cytoskeleton; cytoplasm. The coding region runs from base 403 to 5475 and encodes 1690 amino acids. The transcript has 29 exons. Gene Ontology annotation, molecular function: actin filament binding. Gene Ontology annotation, biological process: sarcomere organization; actin filament network formation; cardiac myofibril assembly.